Messenger RNA from Chelonus insularis, 2233 nucleotides. RefSeq names its product aladin. The transcript is spliced from 3 exons. Gene Ontology annotation, biological process: nucleocytoplasmic transport. The record is from RefSeq and is a predicted model, not a curated record. NCBI's taxonomy places the organism in Eukaryota, Metazoa, Arthropoda, Insecta, Hymenoptera, Braconidae. Bases 601 to 2118 code for a protein of 505 amino acids. Gene Ontology annotation, molecular function: protein binding. Gene Ontology annotation, cellular component: nuclear pore.
AUUGCGAUCACAUACUGCGAUCCCCACCCUUUACUAGAUAUCUCUUCCCCACCUUCAAUGCGCGAGUAGACUUGAUAUGACGUAAUCAUGUUCAUUUCUCUUGCAAUUUAUUUCUAGUCUCUUUUUUUUUUAUAUUUCAAUUUCAAAAUCUUGGUCUAUUCAUUCCGAUGAGUCAAAAAUAAAUAACUGUCAUUUUGUUGUUAAUUUUUAUGGUCUAAUUAAUAUAUCUCAAUUUUGAAUUUAUUUUGCUCACAUUUUGCGCAUGACUAAUCGACGCUAGCGCCGUUUCCAUGACAACAGAAUUCAUUUAAAUCACUGAUGACCCGCGCAAAUUGUGCCGGCCGGUACUAUCUACAUUCCUCGCGGCAUCUACUGUGGAAGUUUAUUGUUGAAUCCAACUGUUACGUAUUUAUUUUUUUAUCUUUUUCUAUUUUUAUUAACAUUGCCUACGACGAAAGUGUAAAAAUAACUUGUUACAUUAGUUUGUGGUGUUUGAAAUAAUUUUAUUAUUUAAUAUAAACCACUUGAAAUUCAUCCAACCACUUCUAACCUAAAAAUACUUGUAAAAUAGCGUUGUCAUUUUGAUAAAAUAUCAUAACAAUGUUAAAAUUAACAUCGUUGAGUGAUUUUGAAAUUUCUAUUCAUGAUGUCAAUGAAGUUACUGCUGGUCUCAUUGACAAUCGACCAAUUUACUGUGAUAAAAAACAUCUCCAUGAAGAAACUCAACCUUUUGCUUUAUACAUCAGGCAUUAUCCUGAAGUAAAUAUCACUCCCGAGAUGCUGGCAACUCGGGAAUCUUCUCGCACUAUUUGCGCUGGUGAUUUAUUUUUACCAGUUGAAGAUAGUGCAUUAAAAAAAAUUGCUAGUGUUUGGCGCGAAAAAGGAAUUGCAGAAGCUAUCAGAUGUGCUGCUGCUGAAGAUCCAAGAAAAAUUACAAAAAUUGUCCAUUGGAUAGCUACAAGGAUUACGUUGGUCCUGAACUUUAUUGAAAAAAAAACAUCAUCACCAUCUGAGGGAUUAUCUUCUGUAGGGUCAGGUUCAGUAGCAGACAUUGCAGCUACGAGAGACUGGCCCACAGCUUUAAUUCGAUGUCUAGCGUGGCAUCCUCAUUGCAUAAGAUUAGCUUUAGCUACUCGUGAUGAUAGGAUUAGAAUAUUUUCAAGUGGAAUUCAAGGUGUUGCAGUUCUUCGACAUGGAAGUCAAAAGUCUGUGUGUGCAAUGAGCUGGCGACCGAAUGCAGGAAGACAAUUAGCCGCUGCCUGCUGUGGAGGAGUUUUGGUAUGGACUGUAGAGUUGGGAGCUGCCAGCAAUUCUCUUAGUCACGCUACUCUUCUACGUCAAAGAAAUCAUGCUCCUGUUACGGGGGUAGCUUGGCAUCCACAGGGUGAUUUAUUAGUAUCAUGUUCGCCCAACGAUCUGAAUAUUAUCGUAUGGGAUGUCGAAAAAGAGACGGGAGUAUCCCUCCGAAGACUUGGGGGUGGAGGUCAAUGUAUUCUUCGAUGGUCUCCAUGCGGCGCUAAACUUCUUGCGGCCACAUGUCGGACUGUCUUCAGGGUGUGGAAUACUGGUACCGGAAAACCAUGGACAACUGAAAGAUGGACUGUCCCUAAUGGUCGUAUUGCUGCUGCUUGUUUUGGACCGCAUCAAACGCUUUUAUUUGUAUCAACAGAAGACCCGGCAACACUAUUCUCUCUGCCUCUUCAAGACAAUAUCUUUGAUUUAAGAGCAUCUUCCACUAAUGAUACUAGAGUUGCAAUUCCUUUGGUUGAUCUUUCAAAAGCUUAUUUUCCUCUCGGAGAUAAUGAAGGCAUAACUCUAGGUGGAAGAGUUAUAGCUAUGGACUGGGAUCUUUCUGGGAAAUAUCUUGCAAUAUUAUUUCAAGACAGUCCAUCAGUGGCUGUAUUUAAAACGAAAGUUGGCACUAUGUCUCGUUUGACAGAAGUUGUACCCGCUUGUCUAAUCAACGGCGUUCCUGGUGAAAUUCCAAACUGUUUACAGUUUCAUCAAUAUUUAGAAACAGGUCAACAAAAAGCAUGCCUAACUAUUGCUUGGAGUAGUGGGCGUGUUCAACAAUUUCCUAUUAUUGAAAAAGUUUCACCUUCAAUAACUUGUCGUUAAGUAGCUAUUAUCACUACUAUACAUAUAUCUGUAUUAUAUUAUAGUGUUAAAUUAUUCUUUGAAAAAGUAUAUAAUUUUAUAAAAGACUUCUAGUUUUGUAAAAAUUUGUAUAAUA